GCUGCAGGAAUGUGGGCGGUUGGUGACCACAGGCGGGUCCCACGGGGACGCGGAGCCCGAGCACCCGCACUCCCGCCCUCGGCACCGAAGCGCCCGCACCAUGCUCCCGCUGCUCCUCCUGCUCCUGCCCGUGGCCCACGGCAUAGUGGAGCUGCCGUACAAACCAGUCCUGACAAAGACCCCCGCGCUGGAGGGGCAGACGACCGCCUCCACCUUCGUGCUGGAUCAGCCCCGCUGUGUSUUCGAGGGGUACAACAAUGCCGACAUCUGGCUGGUGGUGACCCUGGACGAGGCCAAAUCCGCUUUCAACUACACCGCGAGGCCGGGGACUUCCGARACCGCAUUCCAGGGCUUCCCUGGUAACGUGUCUGCCUACAUGACCCUCAAUGCCACCCUGGCCAACUACCCGUGCCCCAAACCCUCCGGGGACAUCACGGUUCUGCGCGUCGGCAGCGAGACCAGCUGCGCCGGGGACAAGGCGAGACCCACCUGCAAUGGCCCCCUGCCCGGCCCCGGGCCCUACCGGGUGAAGUUCCUCGCCCUGGAGGGCUCUGAGCCCGUGGCUGUGACCCAGUGGUCGGACCCCAUCCCGCUGAGGAAAGCCAAAGAACUCAGCAGCAUCCCCACGACGGGCAACGGGUACAGCGCCGGCAUGAUCGCCAUCACCACCAUCCUCUCCAUCCUCUUCGCCAUCCUCCUGGCCGCACUGCUGGCCAUGGCCAUCUUCUGGGGGCGCCACGCCAAGGGCAGCAUCACAUUCGCCCCCCGGCCCGGUCACAGCGCCCUUUCGGGGUGUCCUUGUGCCGCCUGGGAGGGGUGCUAGCACUGCCCCCCCGCUGCCGGAGCCGCCUCCGUGGAGCCCGGCCAAGAGAAAUCAAGCAAAUCCAGCGAUUAACUCGUGCCGAGAUCAGCGAGGGAGCAGCGCAGGGAUGGUUCCAUCCGGCAAACGCGGGUCCCCUCCGCCCUACAGCCCGUGCCCCGAAAUAAAACAGCCGCUUCA
Molecule: messenger RNA, 1000 nt
Organism: Malurus melanocephalus (red-backed fairy wren)
Lineage: Eukaryota; Metazoa; Chordata; Aves; Passeriformes; Maluridae
Product: uroplakin-3b-like protein 1
Exons: 6
Coding region: 101-823 (240 amino acids)
Source: RefSeq, a predicted model, not a curated record